Trematosphaeria pertusa is the source of this 1880-nucleotide messenger RNA. Its product is annotated as glycoside hydrolase family 16 protein. Gene Ontology annotation, biological process: fungal-type cell wall organization; carbohydrate metabolic process. The transcript is spliced from 4 exons. Lineage: Eukaryota; Fungi; Ascomycota; Dothideomycetes; Pleosporales; Trematosphaeriaceae. The record is from RefSeq and is a predicted model, not a curated record. Bases 471 to 1577 code for a protein of 368 amino acids. Gene Ontology annotation, molecular function: hydrolase activity, hydrolyzing O-glycosyl compounds; glycosyltransferase activity. Gene Ontology annotation, cellular component: fungal-type cell wall.
UCGCGGCGCCUCCGCUGUACCUGCAUGCCGUCAGCCCGUCAGUGGCACAGGCGCUUGCAAGCGCGUAGUGCUCCCAAUGUCAAUUGCACGACGACAGCCAGUGGAAAGGGUCUACGAGGGCUGCGACAUAAAAUUACGAGCAUCUACUCGUCUACUAGCGGCGCGCGAGGACCUGCAGCUGUUUGCGCUCCGGGCGAUCGGCGGCAGGGCGGCUUGUUUCCUGGUCGUUCCGCCAAUCAAAGCGGAGCCAAGGAUAGGAACUCCUUAAUCUGCACGACCAUGGCCUCCCGCCUCCAACGGCACAUCUCAAAACGCAGCCCUGCCCACCGCUCCCUCUCCCUUUCUCCCCGCGAGAGUCCGCUCAUUCACCAACCGACCCAGUCACUCCUUCUCCAUCGCAGUCGCGUCUGGCAUACGCGCUCGACUACACACUCAUUUUUCAAGUCUACAGUUGCGAACUGACCGUCACCAUGUAUUCAAUUGCUCUUUCUGCCGUCGCCCUGCUCGCGGCUCUCCCGACAACUCUGGCGCAGACGCACACCACCUGUAACCCUCUCAACACCACAUCAUGCCCUAAUAUGCCAGCUUUGGGAGGCAACGCCACAUUUGAGUUCAAUGCCACCAGUGGGGGCAUGAAUCCCAACAUCUGGAAAAAGGAGAAUGCGGGAUCGGUCGACUACAGUGACAAGGGCACCACCUUCACCGUGGACCGCCGUGGCGAUGCGCCUUACAUCCAAUCCACCUUCUACCUGUUCUUUGGACGUUCCGAGGUUAUAAUGAAAGCCGCACCCGGGCAAGGUAUCGUCUCCAGCGCAAUUUUGCAGUCCGAGGAUUUGGACGAAAUCGACUGGGAGUUCCUCGGUGGAAACAAAACAACCGUCUUAACAAAUUACUACGGCAAGGGAAACAAUACCUACGACCCUGCUCGCGGUAAAGACUUCACGGUGGACGCUGCUCCGCAGGACGAUUUCCACAAUUACACCAUUGAUUGGACCAAGGAGCGCAUUCAGUGGUGGCUCGACGGCAAGAUGAUCCGCGAAUUGAAGUACGCCGACGCUCUCAACGGCGACAAUUACCCUCAAACGCCGAUGAACAUUCGGCUCGGCGUUUGGGCUGGCGGCGACACGGAGAACAAUCCCGAGGACACCGUUACCUGGGCAGGAGGCGAGACCAACUUCGAUGACGGCCCUUUCACCAUGACUGUCCAGAAGGUGUACGCUCAGGAUUACACCACCGCAAAGGAGUAUUCCUGGGAGAACAUGGACGCUUCUGGCUCGUGGGAGAAGGUCAAGGUGAUUGAGGGCAAAUCUACGCAACUCGAAGAGAUCAACAAACCCCACGGCGUGAAGAACCGCUGGAACGCCCUCUCUAAGACCGCCCAAAUCGCCAUCAUCGCGUCCAUUAUCGGCUUCGUCGUCGUCUGCGCCUGCAUUAUCGGGUUCUGCUGCAUCAAGCAGCGACGCGCCGGCCGCCGCGAAUUCGCUGCCCUGCAGGCACAACAAGACAAGGAGGCCGCCGAGCUCCUGCAGUACAAGCAGCAAUACGCAGCGGGACGGUCAGGCUACGGGCGCAUAUGAGAGGGCGAGCGAAGAGAGAAGGAGCGAAGUCCGAAGAAGCUGAGGGGUGCAGGUGCAUAAUGUUUCAGAGCUGCCAAGGGUCUCAUCUUGCGCCAGGCCGUUGCUUCAAGGCACGCCUGCACCUGGGAAACACCGAGGAAAGCGUGUUUUUGUUUGGUUGGCACGCGGUCAUUCUGAGCAAGCUGCUGCUUCACGUCAGUCAUGAAAUUCCGAGAUACCCUCGAGUCGGCACGGCAGGCUUUCAGUUGUAGUAGAUAUUUCUUUAAUCUCUGCACGGCUUGACGCCGUGCUGUGCACAUGGAA